Molecule: messenger RNA, 4572 nt
Organism: Ylistrum balloti
Lineage: Eukaryota; Metazoa; Mollusca; Bivalvia; Pectinida; Pectinidae
Product: hexokinase-2-like
Exons: 11
Coding region: 572-2104 (510 amino acids)
Biological process (GO): glucose 6-phosphate metabolic process; intracellular glucose homeostasis; glycolytic process
Cellular component (GO): cytosol; mitochondrion
Molecular function (GO): mannokinase activity; ATP binding; glucokinase activity
Source: RefSeq, a predicted model, not a curated record
UGGACAUCAAUAACAAGAGGAAGUGACCUUAUUCAAUAGAAAGAGGACAAUCAUUUAGACGUCAAUUGCUAGAGGACAUCUUUCAGAUCAGAAGGAGUGUGUGAAGGUUGAGGAUAAGUCUAUCAUUGGUACUCAACACCAAUCAAUAUCUGUACUUUUCCAUGGGAAUUUGAUGGGUGUAUUGUAGCUAUCCAGGAGAUAUUCUGGAUUACAAAGCAAUGAGACUGGAGUAGGUUGGAGAUUAACUAAACUACACUUGUUGGAUUGUUGUUGUGGACUUCUGGAUAAGGUAGUGGAACUUCAGCAGUGUUAGGUAUACAGGUCUGUUUGGAAUAUAUAUUGAUUCUUAUAUCAGACAGUGGAGAGAUUUGUAAAUCAUUAUGAUGUCUGGUUUCAGUGAGUAUUUCAUCAUGACCUAACACAUGGAGACAAAUUACUAACAAAUUAUUUGUAACAGAGGCUGAUGAAAUUUGUCUCAGGAUUACUGAGUUUAUGUUACAAGGAGCAGAUAAAUUUCUGUGAGAAACAUUUGAUUUGUACUAUAUAACCUUGAUUGACCCUGACCGCUGUUAUGAAUGGUACGGGUGUAAACUACGAAGAACAAGAUGGCAGCAGUAAAGAUUGCCACAGAAGUGGCAGUAUUAAAUGUCAAAGGGAUGGCAGUAAAAAACAGCGUCGAAAGAAGAGUUUAAAAAAGUCGGAACCAAACACUAUCGAGAACAUUGUGCGUCCUUUUAUCCUUUCUGAUGAUGACUAUAAGGAGAUCAUGGUACGUAUGCGACAAAGGUUUGACGAAGGCCUUGGAAAAGAGACAAAUCCUACUGCCUCCGUGAAGAUGUUCACAACAUAUGUCCGUGGUGUACCUGAUGGCUCAGAAAAUGGAGAGUUCCUUGCUCUAGAUCUCGGAGGAACUAAUUUCCGUGUCCUGCUUAUUUCCCUUGAUGGACAGGAAGUGAAGAUGGAAAGUAAGAUUUUUCUGAUCCCCCAACAGAUUAUGCUGGGUAGUGGCAUUCAGCUCUUUGAUCACAUCGCUGAAUGUAUAUUUAAAUUCAUGAAGGAGCACAACAUUCUCCAUAAGAAUAUUCCGCUUGGAUUCACAUUCUCCUUUCCCUGUAAACAACUGGGUCUUAACAAGGCUGUUCUGGCCCACUGGACCAAGGGCUUCAAGUGUGAGGGUGUCGAGGGGGAAGAUAUUGUUCGCCUGCUCCACGAGGCCAUACAAAGGAGAGGGGAUAUAAAUGUUGAAUGUCUGGCUGUCAUUAAUGACACUGUUGGUGCUCUUAUGUCAUGUGCCCAUAGUAACAGGAAAUGUGCAGUGGGCCUCAUUCUCGGUACAGGAACUAAUGCAUGUUACAUCGAGCGUAUUGACAAUGUGGAAUUAUGGGAUGGUGAUGAUGAGGAACCUCGUGAGGUGAUGAUCAACACAGAAUGGGGGGCAUUUGGAGAUGAUGGGGCUCUUGACUUUAUCAAAACUGAUUAUGACAGAAAGGUUGACAAAACCUCAAUCAAUGCUGGUAAACAAACAUAUGAGAAAAUGAUUUCUGGUAUGUACAUGGGAGAGAUUGUAAGACUUCUACUGGAGAAACUCCGAAAGGGUGGUCAUUUAUUUGGAGGAAAAGGUUCCGAAGAAUUGUCUACAAGGGGUCGAUUCUACACAAAAUAUGUGUCAGAAAUUGAAAGUGAUGUUGAUGAACACUUCAAGAAUACAAAGCAAGUGUUUGAGGAGUUGAAUAUAGAGAGAUACACGGACGAAGACUGUCGUAUCACUCAGUAUGUGUGCUCCCUCAUCUCUACCAGGGCUGCCUACCUAGCUGCUGCAGGCAUUGGGUGUAUAUUAAACAAGAUGCAGCGUCCUGAUGUUACUGUGGCAGUAGAUGGAUCCCUGUAUCGAUUCCACCCACACUUUCAUGAUCUCAUGGUGGAAAAACUCAACCAGCUCGUAGAACCUGGAAUCAAGUUCAAGUUGAUGUUGUCGCAUGAUGGUAGUGGAAAGGGGGCUGCUAUAGUAACAGCUGUAGCUCAUCGGUUACGACAGAACAAGAGUUGCAAUCAGCUAGACCAGCUUGCAGAGGAUUUACAGAAACAAGAGCUAGAAGCACACUGACCACUCCAGAAUAUUAGUCAAAAAGAACUCUUCCUCAAUGACUACACAGUCACUAUCAUUUUCUGAUCCUACAGUCAAACUGUCAAAAAUCAUUCAAAAAUGUGAAAGAUUAAAAAUAAUAUUAAAAGACAUUUAGCUUUAUGACAGCCAUGACUGUGAUCUAUAAAAGUUGUCAGUGGCUUGUUCAGGUUUAGGAUUAAAUCCUGUCCUGAUGGUGUCUGUUUGGUGAAACAUAGAGAAAGGUCUCGUUCACAUAUUUGAACCCAGUGAACCUGCCAAUGGCUUGGACAGCUAGUGCAUGCUCCAUUGGUUGCUAGGUGAUCACAAUAUUAGCAGACACUGGCAGCUUAUCAUGUAAACAAACCUCGUUUCAUUUUCAGCUUAAGCUUCAGUUUUGUGAUUGAGAACUGUUAACAUUGAACUUGUUUAUUUAUAUAUAUCCUCUGUUGCCAUGAUGUUUGCUUGACGGUCGUUUGCCAUAACAAUGCAAGUUGGCGCCGGUUUACGAGUAUGUGUGAAUGCUAGUUUGUGUAUGUGUGUGUGAACAUGUGAAAGGAUGCGUAUGACAGAAUGUAUGUUUUCACUAUAUUAUAUGCAAAUACAUGCAUCCGUAGAAUUUCCCCAUUCUGUGUGUUGCCUUUAAGUCAGAAUUGUUGACCAUUCAAUAUUUGCUUUUUAAAUAUGAUCCAUGUGCAUCUCCAGUAAACUGCAUAUUUCAAAGAUUUGAGAAUAGAUAUGCAGUAUAAGUGUUCAAAGACUUAAUUUACCUGUAUAAGUUACUGUGGUUACAUUUUAUCUAUAUGUUACUAUGGUAACAGAAAAAGUAGCAGUAUCUGUUAAAUACACCAAAACCAUUCCAUCCCUGAGGAUUAUAUAAUCAUUGAUAUUUUAUUGUCAAUGUUAUACUAUCAUGUGUGCAAUUGCUGGCCCCAUUCAUCAAAUGCUGUUUUAAAUAUUAAAAACAGCUGUUACAUGGUGAUGAGUUUUUGUUUUUUUGUCAAGUUGGUAAUGAGGUGGAGACUAAGGUUACAAUAUUGCUUCGGUUUCUGAUUGUAAUCGUUCUAUACAGUACCAGUGAUAAGAAGGAAAGUUUCUGGUCACAAUAUUUCUAUACAGUACCAAUGAUAAGAAGGAAAGUUUCUGGUUGUAAUAGUUCUUUACAGUACCAGUGAUAAGAAGGAAAGUUUCUGGUCGUAAUAUUUCUAUACAGUACCAGUGAUAAGAAGGAAAGUUUCUGGUCGUAAUAGUUCUUUACAGUACCAGUGAUAAGAAGGAAAGUUUCUGGUUACUAUCAGGUAGUCAAGGAACCAAUAUCCGGAGUUUCAAAAAUUCAAAAUGCAAAUAAUACAGGGAAAAAUUGUAUUUCUCUUAUAUAAUUAGUGUUUAUCUCAUAACUACCAGUUACUGUGUCCUAACAAUGUUUCAUAAAUGGUGAAUUGACAUUUUAUUACUCUUUUUAUAUAGUGCUGUUAGUGACUUCACCUAGUAAUGUUUGAAGUUUGGUUGUUGGUCAUGAUUGAUUUUGGUUACAUGAUAAACAGAAUCUCACAUUUCAAAUCAUUUCAUAGGAGAUUUAUCAGUUGCAUAAACCAUUGUCAUUUUAACUUAUUAAUUGGUUUGUUAUCAUGAAAAGAUCUUAGAUGUCUUGAAGUUUGUGAAGUAUUUUAUAGUCCACAAGGGUUUUGUAUAUAUAGACAGUCAAAUCGGGUAAUUUACAUGCAGAUGGUCUGUUCAUGGCCUGAAACAGUCCACUGUUUCAGAUUGUUAGUUGAAGAUCUGUUUACAUAGUAUUCUAGUAUUCCACACACAUUAUAUUAUAAAACAAUUUUGGGAUCAGAUUUUGUUUAACAAGAACAUACAUAACAACGUUAUUUCUCAUUCUUUUCCAAACAUAUGUACCAGUGCUGUGAUGAUCAGAUGUCUAGAUCUGAUCAACCUAUGUCUUAUUAUCUUGUGUUAAAGUCAAUUAAUGAUCAGAAAGCAUGUUUGAUUCAAUCUUAAGAAAAAUUUCAGAUGAAAGAAAAAGUGUGAAAAAACCCAUUUAAAGCAAUAACCCUUGGGUACAACUAUACAAAAGUUUUCAUUUACACAGAGAUAAAGCCAAUCCAAAUACAAUAAGCUGUAUACCUUGCUUUUUGUUAAUUGCUAGAAGUUCUAAUAGUGAGGAUAUAAUAUGGUGUUUAUCUAUAAUCUAUUUGAGGAUCUAUGUGUAUUAAGUUCAAAAAGGGUGAACAGAUUGGUGUUAGAUUCAUCGGUAUGAAAUAGGAAGAUCUCAACCUGCUGGGAAAUUGACAAGCACAAAUUAUAGGCUUGUGGAAUGUUGGGCAACUUCAAAAUCUUUUCUGAAGAAUUGACAAAUACAUACAAUUUUCAGUGUUCUUAGCAGCACAAAAUAAAGUUUUUUCAAAAAUCCACAUCUGAAAUUUCUUUUUGUGUUAAUGUAAUAAAAAUGCUAGAAAUCUGUUGAA